AUGCGAAAGAACAACAGGAAAGGGCAGAAGGUCAAGAAUGUAAUUUAUAUUGCCAGCAGAAAUUUGAAAUCUAAAAAUAAAGCAAAACCAGUCACCACAAAUCUUAAGAUAAAUAUUGUGAAUGAAGAAGAAGUUAGAAUUGUAUAUAAGGCAUUCGUAGAUAUCCAAAAAGAGCUUUCACACUUCUCAAAUAGGCUGUCACUUGAACCAUUGCCAAAGCACCUGAUUUCUCAGUGCUCUGAAGGUGAAACAAUUAGUGUGGAUGAUGCUACAAGAUUAGUGGCUCAGUUGUAA
Vombatus ursinus (common wombat) is the source of this 294-nucleotide messenger RNA. RefSeq lists its product as uncharacterized. The record is from RefSeq and is a predicted model, not a curated record. The transcript has a single exon. NCBI's taxonomy places the organism in Eukaryota, Metazoa, Chordata, Mammalia, Diprotodontia, Vombatidae. Gene Ontology annotation, biological process: ribosome biogenesis. Gene Ontology annotation, cellular component: nucleolus. The coding region runs from base 1 to 294 and encodes 97 amino acids.